Molecule: messenger RNA, 369 nt
Organism: Radiomyces spectabilis
Lineage: Eukaryota; Fungi; Mucoromycota; Mucoromycetes; Mucorales; Radiomycetaceae
Product: mitochondrial ATP synthase epsilon chain-domain-containing protein
Exons: 3
Coding region: 105-293 (62 amino acids)
Biological process (GO): proton motive force-driven mitochondrial ATP synthesis
Cellular component (GO): mitochondrial inner membrane
Molecular function (GO): proton-transporting ATP synthase activity, rotational mechanism
Source: RefSeq, a predicted model, not a curated record
UGUGGAGCAUCAUGUGACUGUUGUCCUGGCAAGGGGGCGCUCCAAGUCAAAAACAAAAAAAUACAAGCGGGGAAGCACUUUUUUCUCCAUCGCAUCUCGUCAUAAUGUCUGCCUGGAAAGCUGCCGGUUUCUCUUAUCUUCAAUACGCCAACGUUUGCGCCAAGGCUGUUCGUAACGCUUUGAAGGAGGAUCUCCGUGUCCUUGCUGCUCGUCGCGACCAGAACGGUAUCAAGUUCGCCAAGUGGGAAAACGGUGUUCAGAAGGAACAGAAAUUCGCUGUUAAGCAAGAGUAAAUUCGCAUUUUAAAAACAUCAUAACGGGGACUACGGUCUUUUUUCUUUCAUUGUGCCAGACGUCGUCACCGAUGUU